AUGCGCAUUCCCUCUCUGUCACUCCCUUUGGCACUGGGCCUCGUGGGCACUGUCGCCGCCUACCCUCAUCCUGAACAAGCCUCAAUUUUGCGUCGUGAAUCCGACAAUAAAGUCAAGGCCGAUGCUGUCAAGGAAGCCUUCCAACAUGCCUGGGAUGGUUAUGUCAAAUAUGCUUUCCCGCACGACGAGCUGCACCCAGUGAGCAAUGGUUAUGGUGACUCCAGAAAUGGAUGGGGUGCUUCGGCUGUCGACGCGCUCUCCACUGCCAUUGUCAUGGGCAAUCAGGAUGCUGUGAGCAAGAUUUUGGAUCAUAUCACCACCAUCGACUUUUCAAAGACCAACGAUGAGGUCAGCCUUUUCGAGACAACCAUCCGGUAUUUGGGUGGUAUGUUGUCUGGCUAUGAUUUGCUCAAAGGCCCUGCAUCAAAUCUCGCUUCUUCAUCUGACCAUGUGGAUGCCUUGCUUUUCCAGUCCAAGAAGCUAGGCGAUGUUCUCAAGUACGCUUUCAACACCCCAUCUGGUGUUCCAUACAACAAUCUCAACAUUUCUACCAAAAGCAACGACGGCUCAAGCACCAAUGGUCUUGCAGUGACAGGAACUUUGGUUCUGGAGUGGACGCGCUUGUCCGAUCUGACAGGCGACGAUGAAUAUGCCAAACUGAGCCAAAAAGCCCAGUCAUAUCUGAUCAACCCUCAGCCAUCGAGUGGAGAGCCAUUCCCCGGUCUAGUGGGAAGUAGCAUCAACAUUUCCAACGGCCAUUUCACCGACGGUGCUGUCUCCUGGAAUGGCGGUGAUGACUCGUUCUACGAGUACCUAAUGAAGAUGUACGUAUAUGACCCCAAGCGGUUCGAGUCCUACAAGGACCGAUGGGUCUUGGCAGCCGAGUCGACCAUCAAGCACCUUACAUCGCACCCUAAGAACCGCCCAGAAUUGACCUGGUUGGCUUCCUACUACAACGGUCAAUACGAUCUUAGCUCGCAGCACUUGACCUGCUUCGAUGGCGGCAGCUUCAUCCUGGGUGGCACCGUUUUGGACCGUCAAGACUUCAUCGACUUUGGUUUGGAGCUCGUGAACGGUUGUGAGGCAACCUAUAACCAGACCAUGACUGGAAUUGGACCGGAGUCAUGGGGCUGGGACCCGAAGAAGGUACCAAACGACCAGAAAGACUUUUACGAGAAGGCCGGUUUCUACAUCAGCAAUGGAUCAUAUGAUUUGCGUCCCGAAGCCAUCGAGAGCUUCUACUACGCGUACCGUAUCACUGGAAAUGAGAUCUACCGCGACUGGGUUUGGAACGGGUUCAAGGCAAUCAACGCCACAUGUCGUACCGAUUCCGGCUUUGCUGCCGUGAGCAACAUUAACACCUCGGGUGGUGGUUCUAAAUACGAUAACCAAGAGAGUUUCCUUUACGCUGAGGUCAUGAAAUACGCGUACCUCGUGCAUGCAGAAGAUUCUCCCUGGCAAGUUCAGAAGGGCAACAAGAACACCUUUGUGUUCAACACCGAGGCCCAUCCUAUCAGUGUCGCACACACCUAG
Molecule: messenger RNA, 1533 nt
Organism: Penicillium antarcticum
Lineage: Eukaryota; Fungi; Ascomycota; Eurotiomycetes; Eurotiales; Aspergillaceae
Product: glycoside hydrolase family 47 protein
Exons: 4
Coding region: 1-1533 (510 amino acids)
Biological process (GO): carbohydrate metabolic process; N-glycan processing
Cellular component (GO): endoplasmic reticulum; Golgi membrane
Molecular function (GO): calcium ion binding; mannosyl-oligosaccharide 1,2-alpha-mannosidase activity
Source: RefSeq, a predicted model, not a curated record